Molecule: messenger RNA, 1634 nt
Organism: Saccostrea echinata
Lineage: Eukaryota; Metazoa; Mollusca; Bivalvia; Ostreida; Ostreidae
Product: xaa-Arg dipeptidase-like
Exons: 7
Coding region: 101-1303 (400 amino acids)
Molecular function (GO): dipeptidase activity
Source: RefSeq, a predicted model, not a curated record
UUUGCAGAAGAUCUGCAAACUUUCGGUGUGUGUUGAGAUUUAUUACUUCUUGAGUGCUACGAACAAAAAUAAAUCGGGAUCGGGAGGCUGUCAAAGCAGCAUGGAAGAGGUCAAGAAAGCAGCGUGUGACUUCAUCGACAAAUAUGCCAGUGAACUUCAUCAGCUAAGCAAAAGCAUAUGGGAAAAGCCUGAGUUGGCGUACAGGGAACAUUACGCGCACGAUGUCAUAGCGACAUAUCUCGAAAAACACGAGUUUACGGUGGAAAAACAUUACAAACUUGACACGGCAUUUCGUGCUGAAUUUCCGACCCAAAACUCUAAAGACGGUCCCCGUGUCGCUGUACUUUGUGAGUAUGAUGCAUUACCAGGGAUUGGUCAUGCUUGUGGUCACAAUCUCAUUGCAGAGGUGGGCGUGGCAGCUGGAAUUGCCAUAAAACAUGCAAUGACAAAAUCUGGACAAGCCCUUGGUGGCCAGCUGUCAGUGAUAGGAACUCCAGCUGAGGAGGGUCGCUGUGGGAAACAUGACUUGAUUACAGCAGGAGCCUUCACUUCAGUUGAUGUAGCCAUGAUGGCUCACCCUUCACAGUACACACUAGCCCGUCCAAAGUAUACAUCCAUGAUUCCUGUGACUAUCAAGUUCAGUGGUCAGGCAGCCCAUUCAGCCUCUCACCCCUGGGAGGGACUCAAUGCACUGGAUGCAGCGGUCAUGUGCUACAACAGUAUAUCUUGUCUCCGUCAGCAAAUGAAACCAACAUGGAGAGUUCAUGGAGUAAUUCGUAAUGGAGGUGCAGAGCCAAACAUAAUACCCGAGGAAACGGAGAUGGAAUUCUUCCUGAGAACACCAUCAGAAGCGGAACUGGAAGUCCUCAAGAAGAAGGUGAUAGAUUGUAUCAAUGGUGCUGCCCUCUGUACAGGGUGUCAGGCUAGCUACACCUUUGCUGAGAAACAUUACCAGGCUCUGUUGUCCAAUAAUACAAUGGCUGAACUAUUUGAGGAGAAUGGGAGACAUCUGGGGAUUGAAUUUGACCAGCGGGAGGAAAUACGCACCAAGUUUGGUGGUUCUACAGACAUGGGUAACGUCUCUCAUGUGGUUCCCAGUAUUCACCCAAAAUUCUACAUAGGAACCACAGUUAGCAAUCACUCCAAAGGUUUUACAACAGCUGCAGGAGCAGAUAUCGCCCAGAGUUACAGCCUGGCAGUAGCAAAAUCCUUAGCAAUGACGGCUGUAGACAUUAUGUCCAAACCAGGGCUGAUGGCUAAAAUACAGGAGGACUUUCAUAAAGACCUACAAAGUGUAUCCUAGUUUUACCAGGUGUGGAAAAAUGACAAUACCUUGAUAUUGUUGGAUUCUAUUUAUUAUAUUAAACCAGAUUUUAUGAUUAGAAAAAUACAUAACUGUUAACUUUUUCACACAAAAAAAAAUUCUAUGGUUUAUCUGAAGAUUUUAUUAAUAAGAUUUGAUGAUGUUUGAAAUUUUAAGCCAGUUUCAUGAAAGCAUUGAAAAAAUACAUGAGAAUUUAUACAACAUGUUUUGAACUUAAGGACGUACACAACGUAGUUUGAACACUAUUGUCUUUUUCCCUGGAGUAAAAGAAUUGCAAUACUUGAAGGACCUGUGUUCUGCUCUUUUAAUG